Messenger RNA from Colletotrichum tamarilloi, 1620 nucleotides. RefSeq names its product isoeugenol monooxygenase. NCBI's taxonomy places the organism in Eukaryota, Fungi, Ascomycota, Sordariomycetes, Glomerellales, Glomerellaceae. Gene Ontology annotation, molecular function: carotenoid dioxygenase activity. Gene Ontology annotation, biological process: carotene catabolic process. The record is from RefSeq and is a predicted model, not a curated record. The transcript has a single exon. The coding region runs from base 1 to 1620 and encodes 539 amino acids.
AUGGCUCCUGGUCGAACAGACGACGAAGCGGCUGAGGUCGCCACCUCAUCCAAGACACAUGCAAUUUCGAAUUAUGGUCUGACUACGAAGUGGCCGGAGGCCUACGAUCUCGCUGGAUCCAAUCUGCCAUGCCGUCUUGAAGGUGAAAUUGGCGACUUAGUAGUCCUGGGAGAAAUCCCAAAGGAGAUCGACGGCACCUUCUACCGAGUCAUGACAGACCCCUUCGUGCCGCCCCAUCCCAACAAUGUUCCCCUAGACGGCGACGGCAACAUCUCAGCAUUCCGUAUCAAAGAUGGGAGAGUCGAUAUGAAGAUGCGCUACGUCGAAACCGAGCGUUACAAGCUCGAGCGCAAGGCCAACAAGGCCUUAUUUGGUCUCUAUCGCAACCCAUUCACCCAUCACCCCUGCGUUCGUGCCGCAGUGGAUUCCACCGCCAACACCAACGUCGUGUUAUGGGCCGAUCAUUUUCUCGCCCUGAAAGAAGGAGGACUGCCCUAUUCAGUUGACCCACAGACCUUGGAAACCAUCAAAUACGACCCUUUUGGACAAAUCAAAGCAAAGACAUUUACAGCUCACCCCAAGAUCGAUCCCUACACGAAUGAGCUAGUCGUAUUCGGAUAUGAGGCCAGAGGUCUUGCGUCGCUGGACAUUGUCAUUUACGCACUGGACAGCAACGGCGUGAAGCACGACGAGCAAUGGAUUAAGUCACCGUGGUGCGCACCAAUCCACGACUGUGCCAUCACGCCAAACUGGAUCAUCCUGGCACUUUGGCCAUUCGAAGCUAGCGUGGAUCGCAUGAAGAAGGGAGGGCACCACUGGGCCUGGGACUAUGAUCUUCCUGCUACCUUCAUCGUAGCCCCCCGUCGAAGUUCGACCAAGCUUCCGCCUGGCUGGCAGCCGGGCGAGAGUCGGGUGUACUCGUGGAAGAACUGCAUGCUCAUUCACACGGGCGGUGCGUGGGAGAGCGAGGACGGGGAGACGCUGUUCAUGGAGACGACUCGUGUGCACGACAAUGGCUUUCCAUUCUUCCCUACGAACGAAGGAGUUUAUCCGGCCCCUAAUCCCAAGUCUGAUUACGUUCGUUGGACUUUUGAUCUCUCCCAGCCCACGAAUAGCACGGUUCCAGAUCCGGAGAUUAUUCUCGACAUGCCUGCAGAGUUCCCUCGGCUUGAUGAGCGUUUCCUGUCGAAGUCAUAUAACUACGUCUGGAUCAAUGUCUACAUUCACGAAGACCAGAGCGGUGAUGGCCAUACUAUUGUCGAAGGACUGAACGGUCUGGCGAUGCACAAUUCAAAGACGAAAGAAACCAAGUGCUUCAACGCCGGGCCUGAGUCGUUCUGUCAGGAGCCGAUCUUCAUACCACGAAGCGAUGAUGCGCCGGAGGGAGACGGAUGGGUCAUGACCAUGGUUGAGCGCAGAGGUGCCAACAGAAACGAGAUUGUGGUGCUGGAUACGAAGGAUUUCGAAAAUCCCAUCGCUGUCAUUCAGUUGCCCUUCCAUGUCAAGGCACAGGUCCACGGAAAUUGGGUCGAUCAGCGCCGGUUGAAGGCGUGGCAAAAGCUGGCGAGGGAUGCGGUGCCUGAGCCCAUUAGUGGGCAAGGAGCACUGGAGCCAUUGUGA